Messenger RNA from Centropristis striata (black sea bass), 4207 nucleotides. It is a transcript of the gene st8sia1, whose product is annotated as ST8 alpha-N-acetyl-neuraminide alpha-2,8-sialyltransferase 1. Gene Ontology annotation, molecular function: alpha-N-acetylneuraminate alpha-2,8-sialyltransferase activity. NCBI's taxonomy places the organism in Eukaryota, Metazoa, Chordata, Actinopteri, Perciformes, Serranidae. The record is from RefSeq and is a predicted model, not a curated record. The transcript has 5 exons. Bases 563 to 1570 code for a protein of 335 amino acids. Gene Ontology annotation, biological process: N-glycan processing; oligosaccharide metabolic process.
GAGGAGGAGGGAGAGUGAAUUGGACUGGCCCGGUUCACUCGCCCCGCAGACCCUGCAGCAGGACCAGCACAGCGGAGGCCCGAGGAGGGGACCGGAGGGCAGGAGAAAAGAGGAGCAACGUGGACUGGAACCGGAGACACCUUUUCUUUUUUUGUGUGGAUUGUGGAUAGAGAGGGACACCGGGCGGGGAGGGGGGCCCGCAUGAUUCCUCACAGUCCGCCUGUAAUGAUGGUGGUGAUGCACCGAGAGCCGAGCGACGGAUUCCUGCAGAGCCCGACACACUGCACCACAGCCCCGCCACCGAGCUGCUGCAGGGCUCCCCGCUCCUCCUGCUGCUCUCCAUCAGGGAGAAAACCCGGAUUUCCACCCCGAGGCUCGACCCAAACAACCGGGUAACAGUCCUUACCUCCACAAGCUCCCAUUCAUACUCGAUGAGACGGAGAGAGCAGCUUUGAAGCGUUUUUUUUUCUUCUCCUUGCUUUUUUUUUUUGCUGCACCGGUUUUGAUGUGCACGCACAUGUUGUUUUGAGCCGUGCAACUGCAGACUGAAGAGCGGGGAAAGAUGUUUUUGCGAUGCUACCGGUGCAAGCUGUCGGUGUGGGCCGCUCUGUGCGUGCUGGUGCUCUGCUGGUUCUACAUUUUCCCCGUCUACAGGCUCCCCCGCGAUAAAGACAUAGUGGAAGAGGUGCUGAGGCAGGGGGAGGCAUGGCAGAGGAACCAGACGGGCAUCGAUUUAUACAGGAAGUUGCUGACAGAGUGCUGCGAGCCGCGCAGGAUGUUUGCUGUGACCAAGGAGAACUCACCGAUGGGCAAGGUCCUGUGGUACGACGGGGAGUUUUACCACUCACACACCGUCAACAAUGACACGUACCCACUCUUUGUACAGGACAACCCUCUGCAUCUGCCCCUGAAGAAGUGUGCGGUGGUUGGAAACGGCGGCAUCCUCCACCACAGCAAAUGUGGACGGGACAUCGACCAGGCCGACUUCGUCAUGCGGUGCAACCUUCCACCGCUUUCAAAGGAAUAUGUGGAGGAUGUGGGAACCAAAACUCACCUGGUUACAGCCAACCCCAGCAUCAUAGAGAAAAGAUUCCAGAACCUCCUGUGGUCGAGAAAAGCGUUUGUGGACAGUAUGAAGGUCUACGGCUCCAGCUACAUCUACAUGCCGGCGUUCUCCAUGAAGCCUGGCACCGACCCGUCGCUGCGGGCGUACUACGCCCUGGCGGACUCCUCCUCCAACCUCACCAUGCUCUUUGCCAACCCUGAAUUCCUGCGCACGGUGGGGAAGUUCUGGAAGGGCCGCGGCGUGCACGCCAAACGCCUCUCCACGGGGCUCUUCCUGGUCAGCCUGGCCCUGGGGCUGUGCGAGGAAGUGACGGCCUACGGCUUCUGGCCGUUUUCCGUCGGCCUGGACGAGAAGCCGGUCAGCCACCACUACUACGACAACAUCCUGCCCUAUAAAUGGUUCCACGCCAUGCCCGAGGAGUUCGUCAAGCUUUGGCAUCUGCACAAAAGCGGCGCGCUGCGCAUGAGAGUGGGACACUGCCCCCCGCAGGAAGGAGGGAGCUAGAGCUUCCCGAUGAGUGAAGCGCCAGUGGUCAGUUGAAGUUCAGUUAAGCUACAGGAAACAGAUGAAGGGUUGUGAAGCAGCAGGAAGUUGUCUUCUUGACAAAUUAAAGGUGCGCACAUUUCCUCUGAGGAACCUCGGCACUGCAUCUGUGUCCAUACGCUCUCCUGCUGCCCCCCUUCCCCCUUAGCUAAUCCCUAAUUAUCAUGAGAAUGUCCUCCACCCAGACCAGCAGCAUCAGGGACACACAAACAUUCCCAAAUCUUGCCAUAUCUGCUCCUUCUGUGUCUGAAAUCGCGUGUGUGUGUGCAUGAAUGUUUGUGGGAAGCCUCAGCUGGGACUAAUAAGGGUGAACAUGUGUAGAGUUGGAUGGGUGGGGGAUGUUUUUCCCUUUUUUUUUUUUUUUGACUACUGUAUCUGACUGACAUAUGGGGCAGCUAGACCAAACCCCCCUCUGGGCCUUUGUCAAACAGAGACAGAAGGAGAGGAGGACCAGGGGGAAUAAUAAAACGCACUGAAAGACUGGCAGAAUGCGAGGAACAAGGGAGAGAUAAUGGUAUCCUGGUACCUCGUAGCUUGAAUAGGAGCGAAAUUUAAUAGAGGAAAAAAAAAAAGACUGGCAGGGGGGAGACAGAGUGAAAGCUGGCUGGUAUGCGUAUGAAAGGAUUUUUUUCUCUCUCUAUGCUUUUCUUCAACGGAGCGCUUGAUUGGCAUUCUGUGGUGCCAAAUAGAGCUUUAGUUCAAAGCAGGAGCCAUUAGAAAUGGAGUCUUAAGUACUAUAUCCCCCCAGAAUGUUUAGCCGAGUUGCAUUUGAACCCUUCACUGAAAAGGGAAAAAAAAUGGGUGUCCACAUAUUGUUUUUGUUUGCCCAUUGUGAAUUUCAGGAUUAAUGUGAAUUCCUUUUUAAGUUCAUCAGGGGCCAUGAAGAGAAGGGAGAAAGUGGAAGACAUUUGGUGCAAAGAAAAAGGAUCAUACACAUUGGUACCUCACCUCAAAGUGGACAUCAUCACUGACUAUUUGGUACGAUUCACUCCCAGACUCCUUUAUUUAGAUUUCAAACUAAAGAAAGCCCCAUUUCCUUAGAGGCGCAGUUACCAAGUCAUCUCUUGGUAUCUGUUCUAUACUUGCCAAGUGCCGAGCCAGGGGAACAGUGGUCUCUUUGAUACCCACUCUCACACUGUCCUUGUGCUCUCAAAUGGCGAGACACUGAUAUAAAGAGAUGUAGGGACAGAAAAAGACUUGAGGACUCAUUGUCACAAAGUGGCAAUAAAUGGCUUUUUUUGUUUUGUUCAGACGCUGGACACUGUGUAGGAUUACUUGUGAUUUAUUAUCAUUUUACAUCAGAGUACAGGAAGAACUGAGCCUCUGUCCUGUGCUUCUUUUAUAAUUGUGAUUUGUUUUGUGACAUUUUUUUUUGUGCACAAGGGAAAAAACUUGCGGUAACACUUUUAAUGAUGCCCAUGUCUAUAACGAUGUAAUAUGGUGCACCUUUAUUUUGAAAUUCCCACUUGAUAUUAUUCAUCUAAAGAUGAGAUUUCUGUUUAUUUAAAUGUCUGCAAGAGUUCAGAUAAUUAAGUUGUCCAAUUAUAUUGUGGUUGCUUUUUAUGACUUGAUCUAAAGUUACUGAUUGUGAUAAAUUGGCAAAUGAUAUUGCUUGCAGGCAGUCAAAUAAAAUAAAAAUCAUAUCAUCACAAAUUUUGUCAAUUCAGCAAAUAUCUUAUCAUUGUCCAAAUAAUCAAUAUAAUACUCAAUGUCAAUUAUAAUCUAUUUAUAGCACUAUAUAAAAGUUAUAAGGACUCAUAUUUAAAGGUCUAUGAAGGAUAAGUUAUUACUCAUAAUUAAUUAAUUGCUUGCAGGCAGUCAAAUCAAAUACAAAUCAUAUCAUCACAAAUUUUGUCAAUUCAGCAAAUAUCUUAUCAUUGUCCAAAGAAUCAAUAUAAUACUCAAUGUGAUAAUAAUUUCAAUUAUAAUCUAUUUAUAGCACUAUAUAAAAGUUAUAAGGACUCAUAUUUAGUCUAUGAAGGAUAAGUUAUUACUCAUAAUUACUUGUAAGAACAUAUUAAAGUAUUGUAUCAUGAUUUAAAGGUAGAUAACAUAAUACUUUGAAAUUGCUGGUCACCCACUGGCAUUGUUUUCAUAAACCAAUAUCUAUAAUGCAUUAAACACUAAUGCAGUGACUACAAUGUAUAAUGAAAAAUGUGAAAUGUAUUACUACUACGAGAAUUAUAACACACUAUGAUCCUUGCAGAAAAACUCUUUAAGUGACCAGCAAUUAUGAAUUAUGAUGAUACUUUUAAGUCAUUACUAAAUGCUUUAUAAUGUGUUAUUAUUAAAAAGUAUAAUGAAUAUUUAGGAUUGCUUAGAACUAUACUGAUACAGUGCUAUAAGCAGAUUCUUACACAUUACAGUAUAAUUGAUUAUUAUGAUUGAUUUAAUUAAUAAAACGCUUUUAAAAAAAUACUCAAAGUCGCUUGAUAAGUAUAUUUAUAAUGUGUUAUAGAUAUGGGGUGUCAUAAAAAGUGCUACCCAAUUCGCUCAUGUAUUAGCCAACACGCCAGACACGACAGUUGUUGUUUUUAUUAUUAUUUCUGUUGUACUUGCAGGCCUUGCAGAUGGAAAACUUGAUUUGAAAUUGUCUUU